AUGUUUCUGUCUCUUCCUAUGUUGACUGUCCUUAUUCUGUUGGUCUCGUUAGCAGGGCUGUUAUACUCGGCCUCCAUGGAAGAAAACUUCCCACAGGGCUGCACUAGCACAAGCAGCCUGUGCUUUUACCGUCUGCUCUUGCCGAUCACCAUACCCGUUUAUGUGUUCUUCCACUUUUGGACUUGGAUGGGUAUUAAACUCUUCAGGCAUAAUUAAUACAACCAGAGCCAAGAUGGUAUAUCCUAAUGAUAGGCUUGAGUGUCUGCCUCUGAAAGCUCAACUACAUGGAAAUACUGGACACCCACUUAAUGUGCAAGAAAGAUGCUUUGCCUAGCUUCUGUCAGAGGUUUAGGAUUAGGGGAGGCUUAAGCUGCAGAGGCUUCUUUAUUGUACUUUGGUUCUGCCCUUGUUUUUUGAAGGUUCUUAUUUAUACCUGGGGUAUCAGGAGAAACAUUUCAACAGAGUGUCUUGUUGGAAAUUAAUAGCCCCAGCCAUCAUCUGAUGAC
Messenger RNA from Balaenoptera acutorostrata (minke whale), 506 nucleotides. Its product is annotated as phosphatidylinositol N-acetylglucosaminyltransferase subunit Y-like. The record is from RefSeq and is a predicted model, not a curated record. The transcript has a single exon. Lineage: Eukaryota; Metazoa; Chordata; Mammalia; Artiodactyla; Balaenopteridae. The coding region runs from base 1 to 216 and encodes 71 amino acids.